This is a messenger RNA of Gadus morhua (Atlantic cod), 709 nucleotides long. It is a transcript of the gene gng8, whose product is annotated as guanine nucleotide binding protein (G protein), gamma 8. Gene Ontology annotation, molecular function: G-protein beta-subunit binding. Gene Ontology annotation, cellular component: heterotrimeric G-protein complex. Gene Ontology annotation, biological process: G protein-coupled receptor signaling pathway. The transcript is spliced from 3 exons. NCBI's taxonomy places the organism in Eukaryota, Metazoa, Chordata, Actinopteri, Gadiformes, Gadidae. Bases 206 to 418 code for a protein of 70 amino acids. The record is from RefSeq and is a predicted model, not a curated record.
ACACACGCACGCACACACACACACACACAUACACAGACACACACACAGACAAACACACACCGAGCCCUCCUCCUCUCCAUUGGUGGCUCAUCUGGCUUCACCUGGAGCUCGGGCUGGGUCGAGGGACCCAGCCACACGACGGACGCAUGUGUGAGUGAGGAGCAGUGUGCGUUUGCUGUCAGUCUUGUGGUGGAGCCCUCUCAGCAUGUCCAAUAACAUGGCUAAGAUCGCAGACGCCCGUAAGACAGUUGAACAACUGAAACUGGAGGUCAAUAUUGAGAGAAUGAUGAUAUCCAAAGCGGCGGCUGAGCUGAUGGCGUACUGCGAGGGCAACGCUAAGGACGACCCCCUGGUCAACCCCAUGGCCUCGGCCGAAAACCCCUUCAGAGAGAAGAAGCUCUUCUGUGCCAUCCUCUAGCCUUCCUCGACCCCCCCCCAGCCCCCAGUCUUUGUCACCCUAGGCUCCACACGCACCUUCGUCUUCAUCACCUAUCUGGAUCCCCACGCCCACCCACAGUUCUAUAAUCUAGAUCUAGCAAUAAAACCUUUGUGGGUGAAUUGUUUUUUUGAUACAUGUAAGAGGUUUUUGUCGGGUUGUAUUCCUCUUCAGUAGAUCCAUGAUUAUUGUUUGCAUAUGGGGUUUGUCCGCUAAGGAAAGGCAUUGUGUUCAUAGCUGUUCAAAAUUGCUGCAAUAAAAAGGUCAGUAAAA